AGCUUGAAUCUUUGAGAUCAUAUUAAGCAAUAUAUUUCGAUUUCUUCAGAAGUUUCAAAACUGAUUAUUGCCGCUCCAGACUUUUUGCAAUCAUUUAACCCUCAGGCGUCACCAGGGCCAUUUUUGUCCAUUUGAAGGUUAUUUUGCUUUUCUUUUGGACGCCACUUCACCCUUGUUUGUGCAUAUGGUAUAAAAUGUUGUUGCAAAACCUCUCUCUGGACAAAUUUCGAAAUUCUAUUUGGAAUUUUGAAAAUAGACUAAGGGAGCACUAUGGAAAAAAAAACACUAUACACUUGUGACCUUAAAGGACAACAAUGUCCACUUGUAAACACACACCUGCUUCCUGUUUCCCUAAUUGCUCCUCCCUGUCUAUAUAAGCCCUGUCUUGUCUCUGUGUUGUGUCGGUCCCAAUGUUUGCUGUCAGUGUGUUUGUAUUCUGUCAGUCUUGUCUUGUCUCCAGUGUUUCUUUGAUCUCAGCCUUAUCCAGCCUCCUGUGUUUUUGGCCUCUAGUUUUUGAACUGCCUUUUGGAUUUGCAGGCUCCCAGCCUUUUGGAUUUAUUUUAGUUUUUGGCUCCUCCAAUAAAAGGAUUUUUCUUUAUCUACUCCUGCCUCGUGUCUUCCUGGGUAUCUGCAUUUUGGGUCCAAACUUUCCCUCCAAACCGUGACAGAAUGGACCGACCAACCAGGACCCAGCGGAUUGCCCGGAUGUAUGAUUUUUAUGGUGACCUGGACUCCUGUCGGACUUUUGUCUUGGACUUGGUGGGGUGUUGUGGCCCGAACAUGUUGGACACCAAACAGAUUAAGACGGUGCCCCAUCUAAGGGGAAGAGCCCUGCAAUGGGCCAGCCGUUACCUCAAGCAAUAUCCCUUAGAGGAGUUGGAUUUUUGGGAUUUCGCAGACGAUCUGCGGGACGCUUGCAGCAGCCCACAAGCUCCCUCCUUUGCAGUGGAUCACAAGCUGUCAGCAAGCGCCAUUGUAAGAGCCGUCCUCUCAGCAUCUUCCAAGCGCCACACCUCCCCGCCUCUGACCAUCAGAACCGGCUUCGUCUCCUUCUCCCCUGAACCAGUUGGCGCCGUCUCAGCACCUCUGAUGGGCCAAAUCACCACACCCUCACCUGAUCCCGACAACGCUGCCUCUUCAUCCCUGGUGGGUUGUUAUUCCUCCUCAUCUUUUGUUUCUGCCGUCUCCACACCUCCGUUGACCCAGGACCCCCCACGUCGACGACGACGCAGCCGCCGUCAGAGGUCUUCUGGGGUCAGCGCAUCGCUUCAUGCUCCAGCGGUGGUCCCGAAGGUCGCAUUGCAUCCUGCUCCAGCGGUGGUCCCGAAGGUCGCAUCGCAUCCUGCUCCAGCGGUGGUCCCGAAGGUCGCAUCGCAUCCUGCUCCAGCGGUGGUCCCGAAGGUCGCAUCGCAUCCUGCUCCAGCGGUGGUCCCGAAGGUCGCAUCGCAUCCGGCUCCGGCGGUGGUCCCGAAGGUCGCAUCGCGUCCUGCUCCGGCGGUGGUCCUGAGGGUCGCAUCGCAUCCUGCUUUGGCGAGGGUCGCAUUGCAUCCUGCUUCGGCGGUGGUCCCGAGGGUCGCAUCGCAUCCUGUUCCGGCGGUGGUCCCGAGGGUCGCAUCGCAUCCUGCUUCGGCGGUGGUCCCGAGGGACGCAUCGCAUCCUGUCUCGGCGGUGGUCCCGGAGGACGCAUCGCAUCCUGCCUCAGCGGUGGAGGACGCUCAGGCUCCGGUCCAGCCCGUCCACGAGGCUCCGUUCCAAGGGUCGACGGCUCCGGUCCAAGGGUCAACGCCUCCUAGCUCUGAAAGAGAUGUUCCCGUCUCCAGCUCUGAAGCAGACGUUCCCGUCUCCGGCUCUGAAGCAGACGUUCCCGUCUCCGGCUCUGAAGCAGACGUUCCCGUCUCCGACUCUGAAGCAGACGUUCCCGUCUCCGACUCUGAAGCAGACGUUCCCGUCUCCGACUCUGAAGCAGACGUUCCCGUCUCCGACUCUGAAGCAGACGUCCCCGUCUCCGGCUCUGAAGCAGAUGUUCCCGUCCCCGGCUCUGAAGCAGACGUUCCCAGCUCUGAAGUGGAAGCCUCCCCGUUUCCUGUCUCAAGUCCCCCAGUCCCAAGUGUUCCUGUCUCAAGUCCCCCAGUCCCAAGUGUUCCUGUCUCAAGUCCCCCAGUCCCAUGUGUUCCUGUCUCAAGUCCCCCAGUCCCAAGUGAUCCUGUCUCAAGUCCCCCAGUCCCAAGUGAUCCUGUCUCAAGUCCCCCAGUCCCAAGUGAUCCUGUCUCAAGUCCCCCAGUCCCAAGUGAUCCUGUCUCAAGUCCCCCAGUCACAAGUGUUCCUGUCUCAAGUCCCCCAGUCACAAGUGUUCCUGUCUCAAGUCCCCCAGUCACAAGUGUUCCUGUCUCAAGUCCCCCAGUCACAAGUGUUCCUGUCUCAAGUCCCCCAGUCACAAGUGGUCCUGUCUCAAGCCUCCCAGUCACAAGUGGUCCUGUCUCAAGCCUUCCAGUCUCAAGCGUUCCUGUCUCAAGCCUCCCAGUCUCAAGCGUUCCUGUCUCAAGCCUUCCAGUCUCAAGCGUUCCUGUCUCAAGCCUCCCAGUCUCAAGCGUUCCUGUCUCAAGCCUCCCAGUCUCAAGCGUUCCUAUCUCAAGCCUCCCAGUCUCAAGCCUCCCAGUCUCAAGCGUGUCUCCCGGUCUCAAGUGUUCCAGUCUCAGUCCCGGUCUCCAGAGUCCCAGCCCCUGUCUCCAGAGAUCUUUCCUCGUCCUCCUCCUCCAAAAGCCUCUAUCCCCAGGGUUUCCUGGUCCCGCCUCCUGGUCCCCCUUCGCCGACCCCCUAGACUUCUCUGGUCCCGGCUCCUGGUUCCCUGUCGCCGGCCUCCCGGGGUCUCCUGUUUCCCCCCUCGCCCGCCCUUUUUGGUUUGUGUUUUGUUGGUUCCCUCCUCUCCCUCCCUCUGGUUUUUUCGUGUCCUGUGUUGUCUUGUCUUGUGCUUGUUGUUGUUUGUUCUUGUUUGGGCGUCUGGUAUCCGCCCCUUGGGGGGGGGGGGGGGGGGGGUACUGUCAUGUUCUGUGUCCCUUUGUUCUCCAGCUCCUCCAGUUCCCACUCCAGUUUCUCCUUUUGUGUUCUCUUGGUGCCCUCAUGUCUCCUUUGUCUGCAUCUCUGUUGUGUGUCAAGUUGUAGCUCCAGCCUCUUGUUCCCCAGUUCAUUGUAUGUGUGUGUGAGUUUGUGUGUGUCAGUAUGUGUAUGUGUUUGUGUGAGUCCUUCCCUUAGUCUUUAGGUUUAGUUUUGUGUUUAAUAUAGUUUUAGUUUUAUCUGCCCUCCACUGGUUCUCUUCCCCAUCCAGAUAAUUGGUGUCACCUGCCUUCCCUCCAGCCUCACUCCACACACCUGCUUCCUGUUUCCCUAAUUGCUCCUCCUUGUCUAUAUAAGCCCUGUCUUGUCUCUGUGUUGUGUCGGUCCAUUGUUUGCUGUCAGUGUGUUUGUAUUCCGUCAGUCUUGUCUUGUCUCCAGUGUUUCUUUGAUCUCAGCCUUAUCCAGCCUCCUGUGUUUUUGGCCUCUAGUUUUUGAACUGCCUUUUGGAUUUGCAGGCUCCCAGCCUUUUGGAUUUAUUUUAGUUUUUGGCUCCUCCAAUAAAAGGAUUUUUCUUUAUCUACUCCUGCCUCGUGUCAUCCUGGGUAUCUGCAUUUUGGGUCCGAACUUUCCCUCCAAACCAUGACACCCACCCCCUUCCCCCCUCUCUCCCCACCUUUUGUCUUUCCCUUUCUCUUUCACCUCUGUCUCCGUGUCUGGUCGGAAUUACAAGCAUUCAAAAACAAUAACAAUAAAGUUUUAAGUAUCAGGCGUGACAUUAAAAGCAGACGCUUUGAUGCUCCACCUGAGAAUAAAUCUGUAAGGCUUGUUACCAGCAUUCGGACAUCAAUUCUGUUUGCUUCACAGCCAGACAGGACACGGUAAAAAAAAAAAAAGUUAAUUAGGUGAUUCAGAUGAUUAGGUUAAUAGUUCGUUUAGAGAACUUUUUCAUGAUAUGCUGAUUUUUUGAGAUGGGAAUUUAGGGUUUUGAUGAGCUGUAUGCCAAAAUCAUCAAUAUUAGAAACAAUAUAAGGCUUGAACUACUUCAGUUGUGUGUAAUGAAUCUAAUAUAUAUGAAAGUCUAAUGUUUAUCAGUACAUUACAGAGAAUAAUGAACUAUCACAAUUUGCAAAUUUUUUGAGAAGGACCAGUGGAUUAUUUUAUUGUUUACAUCAGAUAGUAAAAUGAAAAAUUUUCCACCAC
Molecule: messenger RNA, 4251 nt
Organism: Nothobranchius furzeri (turquoise killifish)
Lineage: Eukaryota; Metazoa; Chordata; Actinopteri; Cyprinodontiformes; Nothobranchiidae
Source: RefSeq, a predicted model, not a curated record